This is a messenger RNA of Bombus huntii, 5621 nucleotides long. It is a transcript of the gene mino, whose product is annotated as glycerol-3-phosphate acyltransferase 1, mitochondrial. Bases 2091 to 4775 code for a protein of 894 amino acids. The record is from RefSeq and is a predicted model, not a curated record. NCBI's taxonomy places the organism in Eukaryota, Metazoa, Arthropoda, Insecta, Hymenoptera, Apidae. Gene Ontology annotation, cellular component: mitochondrial membrane. The transcript has 12 exons.
UCGAGUGACGGGUUUGUAAACGACAUUUUAAUAAUGUCGUAAUUUGAAUAGUAAAAUUACCGCGAAGAUGCUAUUGGCUGCUGUAGAGUAACGCCACAGAUGCCCUGGCUAUCGUAUACUAUGUCUGCAAUUUUAUGAAGGAUUAUAAUAGGCGUUAUGUAAUAUUUUCAAACUUUAAUCUUAUCAUUUCUAAAUUAACAUUAAUCAACAACCAUGUUUUAUGGCAAAAAGAAAAUCGGUACUGUCAAACUGAUUAUUCUGUGUUUGUUCUGUAUAUGUAUGUAAUUAUGUUUUGACCUUUGCAGUAACUAUGUUGAUAAUCCAGUGAUUAAACUGGAAGUGGAUAUGUAUUUUCAUUGUUUUCUUUGUAAUAUUUUUCUGUACAUGAACAUUUAUCUGAUUUCAUAAGAGAUAAUUAAUACGAUCUUCGUCAUUACGUUUUUUCACAACAAGUGGAAUUAUACUCCUCUUCGUAAAAUUCGAAUUGUUUCGAUUAAAAUUGACGAAGUCAACGUUAUUGGAAUUAAGGUAUCUCUUCCUACACGCAUUAACGAGUUAAUUUUCCACUUUUAACUCGAAUCUUAAUUACAAAAAGAAAAAAUAUACACGAAGAUGUCGAGGUUGAUUACAUCUCAUAAAAUACGACAUAUGUCCUUAUAAGUGUCUGUUUGUUCAUUUGCGGUGGCUCAGAAAAGUAUUUGGAUAUUUGUCAUAGGAAAUUUUUACGUAUAUUUUAUGUAUUAUAUAAAAUAUUUUCAAAUCUCAGAUCAUCAUGAUUAUACCAAAGUAAAAGUAAAACUGAAAUAGAAAUUACAAGAUAUUUGUUAUGAACAAGUAUGUAUUUAGCAAAAAAUUAAUAUACAUAUGUACGUAAUGGCAUGAAUAGUCGAUCUAAGCGCAUAAUUAGUGUCGAAGAUGUUCCAUAUCUCUAAAUAUUGAAGCUUAUUGACGUAGUGGAUAGUCAGUUGUACAGAAUAUCUUGUAGCUUUUGUGUACAUUUUCAACGUUGUUUCAAAUUUGCUAAUAUAAUCACGAUAGUAUGUCUCGCUACGGCGUUAAUGAAAUUUUAAAAUGUUUCGUAUGGCAUGUAUAACAUAUUCAUAAAAGUUUUCUGUAUGUAUCUAAAUAUUUUCGCAGCUCAUUGUAUUAUUCUUUGCCGUUCUCAUAAAUUCGUGGAAACAGAUAUUAUAGAUUGUAAUCGAUGUUAAAAUUUCAUUGCGUGAUGUUCGUUUCAGGUAUUAUCAUUUCUCUUUCGCUCACCGGUCAGUUUAAUUAUCCUAAUAUAGUUCUGGAACAUCAGGAAUCUUAAGCAGGCAGUUAUAAGCUACUGUUACUUCAGUAGAUCGCGAUCGCAAGCGAAAAAUUCGAAAGAAAACUAUUAAAUUAUUAUUUUAGUACAAUAUAGAAUUUGCAUUUUCAAGUACGAAAGAAAAAAGAAAAAAGAAAAGAAAAUCAAAUGAAUGAUUGCCAUGUUGCCUUCAAACACGUAUACCGUUUGAAGUCGUUUGCAAAAAAGGUAAACGCUCCGGAUAAUCCAGAAGUUUAUGCAAUACUGGAUGUUUAAAUUUGGUCUUAAAAACAUAUUCCUGUUGUUAUAACACACUGAACAUCCCGACGUACUACAUCAUUAACUAAGCGAGUCAUUGAACCGUCGUCAGCGUCGUAUAUUGCCCGUGGUUACUUAACGUGUUGCAGUAGAAAAUCGGCGUUUGCCGCGGCAAGAGUGCAGCUUUUCCAUAUACAUCGCUUUUUAUUAUAAUAAGCUUUGACAAAAAUUCUAAUCGACAAAUUGUGACAAAGCGCAACAAGCACAAACGGCGCCAAAAUAAUAAUCAUCGAAUUAAUCGAAUUUAUGGAUCUCGAUGAAGUGAUCUGUGAAUUUUCUCUCACGGUAAUUGACGUGUUGGAUCAAAGUUUGCACGACAUUAACAUUCGUGAUCAAGCGAAGUAGAUAAAUGGUGAUUAAAAGCAUGAAAACGAGCAGUUGAUCAUUUACGCUUUUAGGAACAAUCUAAACGAGAAUUCUAGCAUUGUUUUGAAGUCUUCGUUCGGUGAGAAAAAGAGCCACGCGGUCUCCCUUCACACGGAAAAUGGGUGGUCUUAUUGAAAUUUUCCUUUUCUUCGGAGUCCUCUUCUAUUUCUUCAACUUUGGGGCUUCCAGUAUGAUCGAUAUAGUUUCAACACGUUUGCAAGAAGUGUAUGCAAAAUGGAAUCGCAGAACGGAAAUAAAGCGAAACCCAGAAUUGAAUACAGUUCGAUUUUCGAUAAAGGAACUUCGGCGAACUGGUCAACAAAUGCAUAAAAAAAAGUUACAAGAUAAGGAACAAGCAAGAAAAGUUCGGGAAAGUUCUUUAUUUCAAAUCAAAGAGACUGAACCAUUAAUCCCUACUGUCACAGAAAGCUCUUUAUUUCUACACUAUUGCUGCAACAGUUGCACUCCAUCAUCUAGAAAUUCAUUAGUAAAUAUUGCUAGUAAGCAAUAUGCGCCUUUUGGUACAAAUGUCCUAUUAAUGGAGUCACAUCAAUCGCUAUUCCAUAGAAUAUUACCUCGUGCGAUACGCGUUUGUUCUUUUAAAGAACACGAUUAUUCAAGGGAAUCAAUCCUAGAAAGUGAUAAUUUAAAAGAAGCAACAAAGUUGGUUGCUUCUGAAAUAAUUAAGGAUGAGGGUUGUAGUGAAACAGUUGCCCUGGAAAAAGCAAAAGAGAGAGCCAAGACCAUACUAGCACAAAUGGAAAGCAAACCAAACAAUCUUUUCAUUAGAAUUACAUCAUGGAUUACUUAUGUACUGUUACCAUGUUUUAUGCAGUCUGUUAUAAUAUUACCAUCUCAAAUAGAAAUGUUAAAAAAAGCAAAUGAGACUGGUCUUCCUGUGAUAUUACUUCCUUUACAUCGUAGUCAUAUGGAUUAUUCUAUAAUUACCUUCCUUCAUGUAAUGUAUGGUAUUAAAUGUCCAUUAAUUGCAGCUGGGGAUAAUCUAAAAAUGCCAUUUUUUGGGUAUGUUAUAAAUAUAUAUAGAGUAUCUUAUUACAAUACCAUGUUAUUAUUAUCGAAAUUUUAUGUGUCAAACAGGAAGCUUUUGCAAGGUUUGGGCGCAUUCUUUAUAAAACGUCGAAUUGAUCCUGUCAUAGGCCGCAAAGAUAUUCUUUAUCGUGCCAUUCUUCAAACAUACAUACUGCAAAAAUUAAAAGAGGGUCAUAUUAUAGAAUUCUUUUUAGAAGGUACACGUACAAGAACUGGUAAACCAUGCAUGCCAAAAGGUGGCAUUUUGAGUGUCAUUCUUGAUGCAUACAUGGAGGGAAUUAUUGAAGAUGCAAUGAUAGUACCUGUUGUACCAAAUUAUGAACGUCUUAUUGAUGGAAAUUUUGUUCAAGAGCAUCUAGGUCAACCAAAGAAGAAAGAAACAUUUAUAUCUACAAUGAAAGCCAUGUUUUCUACUUUAUUAACAAAUUAUGGAAUUAUGAAAAUUGAUAUUUGUCAACCCUUUUCACUCAAGGAAAUGUUAAAGUCUUUCCAAAAUCAAUCAAAAUUGAAUGGAGUAAAAAUAUCUCCUGCUGAAAAACCUUUAAGGUCGACAGUAUCUAGCUCAUCGCUGUAUGGUACAGAUGUAGUUGCAGAAGAAUACCGUCAACUAGUUGACAGUCUUGCACGGCACGUUGUAUAUAAUUGUAGUAAUGCAAUGCCAAUAAUGUCGACUAACGUUGUUGCGUUCAUCCUUCUAUAUAUAUUUCGAGAUGGUUGUACCUUGGAUGAAUUAGUUGAAGCAUUUGAUUUCAUAAGACACCAGUUAGAAAGUCGUACUAAAAACAUUGCAUUUUGUGGAGAAAAUAUUGAUAUCAUAAAACAUGCUUUAGACAUCUUAGGUCCAGAUUUAGUAAAACUAAAAAAUCACGAAAUUAUAGAAACAGCUGAUAGUCAGUUAACUCAAUCAAAUUUCGUUACCGUAAUCCGUCCUAUGUCGUUUCUACCAAAUGUAAUCGAACUAUCUUAUUAUAGUAAUACAGUGGUAACAUGUUUUGCUAUGGAUAGCAUAGUGGUAACAGCUUUGUAUGCUGAAUUACAGUCACAAAUCAAUGAUCCUAUAGGUUUUGAUCAAAACAAUAUUAUAGUGUCUCAAGAUCUUUUGGUAGAAAAAUCACUUAAACUUUGUGAUAUUUUUAAAUACGAAUUUAUUUUCUGCAAGCCAUGUGAGGAAUUAGAACGCGUCAUUAUAGACACUGUGGUAAAUCUCUCACAUAAAGAGAUUAUUAUUUUACAAGAGGAAUCUUAUUUAGAAGAGGAACUAUGGAGUAAAAGAUUCGCAAAAAAUUUUGAUGAUAGUUCAGAUGAAGAAUAUCAUAAUAAGAAUAGAUCUAAAAGUAUUCGGUACAAAUUAAACUUACUAUCGGAAUAUGCAAAACGUGUGGAAUAUCUUCACAUAAUGUUACAACCUUUAGUAGAUGUUUAUACUUUUACCAUUUUGUCUCUUAAAGAUUUAGUAGGUCAAUCGCUAAGCGAGAAAGAUUUAAUUCAAAAAAUUUUAAAUGACAUAAAGACAAAUAUAGAUCAUGACAUAAUAAAAUACAGUGAAUGUUUAUCUAUUGAUUCAAUAAAGAAUGCCCUAAAAUUAUUUGAAAAAUGGAAUAUCUUAGAAUGUUAUCCACAAGAGAAUGUUAAAAUUUUCUACCUGAAAGAUCAAUAUGAUACAGACUCAGCUGUAAUGAAAAUCUAUGAUAAAAUAGCAGCUUUCAGAUGGACUAAAAAUAUAAAUGAAAAAAAAAAAGAUGAUUUUGAAUGAAUUUCUAUAAUGUACUACUUUUUUACAUCAACGAAUAACUUGAUAUGAAAAACUUUGUAAAUAGUGGUUUACAAAUAAGAAGUAUCACCUAACACGUUUGUUACUAUAGUGCAUUAGAACAAAACAUCCAUCACUGGUCAAUAAUUGCGAUUUUUUUCAUCCAAGCAUGCUAAAUAUGAUAUAUCUAUUAGGUUGUCCAAAAAGUUUCUUUCGUUUCAUAAGGUGAUAAUAGAUGAGUAACAAUUUCUGUUUUAUAUUAUUUUAUUGAAUUAGGUAUGAUCCAUUUCGUUCUAUUUCUAUUAUGUUUGUGAAUAAUUCAAUAAACUAAUAUAAAACAGAAAACAUUGUGCGUCUAUUAUUUCUUUAUAAAACGAAAGAAACUUUUCGGACAACCUAAUAUUUAUCUCACACAUUAAGAUUAUAUCUAAAUUAACACAUACAUAUAUGAUACUGACAGCAAACGUGUUAAUCUCUUUAUACAUUAAAAUAUGUAGAUUAAAUAUUUAUUGCUCUGCAUGAAUAGUUCUAAAAUUCAUAGCAGAAAUACAGAAAGUUUAGAUUUGGGUCAUUAACUGUAUGUAAGAAUACAAUAGCAGAAUGGCUAAUGUGAUAUUACAAUAUAUUAAACAUAUUAGAUUUAUUUCGUUAAUAAAGUAAUCUUACGUACUAUUAAAUUCAGUGCUAAUAACUUUUUUGUUAUUGUUAAAAACAGAGACAUACUUAAAAGAGUAAAAAGCUAUUUUUAUUACACUUUUACAAAACAGUCGAACGAUAAAAUAAGUUUUUUAUGUAUGAUAUUAUAAAAAAGAAUAAACAGAACAAAUAAAUGACAUCGUUUUUGAUAUA